Molecule: messenger RNA, 3855 nt
Organism: Abrus precatorius (Indian licorice)
Lineage: Eukaryota; Viridiplantae; Streptophyta; Magnoliopsida; Fabales; Fabaceae
Exons: 8
Coding region: 110-3562 (1150 amino acids)
Source: RefSeq, a predicted model, not a curated record
GGUCCAUUCUAAAAGCCGCCAACCCGAAAAACCGCGAUUUUUUCCCUCCAAAAUUGUGUCUUUAUUGUCCUUCUUUCAAUGCCCUAAAUUUGAAUAGGGUUUUUCAGUGAUGAGUGCGAUGGGUUCUGCGGGCAAAGACGAUCGCGGAAAUACUUCGAUCCACGAAGAUUUUGAUUUCGUCGAAACUCAACCAUUUGACGCCGCUUCCCCCGUUUGUGGUGAUGACAAGUGGCGAUACUUCGAAGACACUGUGCCUUUCGAUGACGACGUAUUGGAAACUGACCCUGAAGAGGUGAAUCUUGCCGGAGAAACUCAGGUGUUGGAAUUUGAUGGUGAAACUCAGGCGUUGGAUGAUGGUGAUACGCAGUUAUUUGAGGAAGGUUUGGAAUCUGAUGGAACAGAGGUUUUGGACAAUGUGGGUGAUGAGGUAUCGGUUGAUGAUCCUCGAUGCGGUGACAAUGACAGUGGUGAAUCACCGGAGAGAAAGGGUGAACCCUCUUGUGACCAUGGUGACAAGACUUGUCAUCUUACUGCUACACAAAGCAGUUCUGGUUCAAUGCCACCGCAGUUUACUUUUCUACGUGCAGAAUCUUUGCGGAAAGCUGCUCUAGCUACCCGCAAUAUGGCUUCAAAACAAACCCCGGACGAGAUCAUUUCUGUUAUGGGUACAAACAAGUUUUGUCAGGACCCACUGGCUGUAAAGGAUAAGGGGGAAUCCUUUCCUAGAUGUUCUGAGAAAGUUAAGGAAGUUGUUCAGGAAAAUGAGCAUGGGAAAUACAGUGUGGAAAUCCAGGGAUGUAAGAGCAAAAGUAUGUGCAAGGUUGCUAAUUCAGCAGCGAGAAAACUUUUCAAUGGUGAUUUAUUUGUUGAAAUGAAUGGACCUUCUCUUAGCAGCAACGAUUUAAAUGAAGGAGAUAGCUUGGACAAAUUGCCUGUCUUCCAUCGUGAAUUGGAAGGGUUAAGCUAUGCUAACUCUCAAGAACCUGGAGAGUUGUCACAAGUCAAUGCUCUUGAUUUUGUAGAUAGGUUUCUCAAUGACAAUAUCAUGGAUUUUGAUCAAGAAACAAACCAUAUUAAGAAUAUGGAGGAAAAGUCAAGACCCAUGCCCAGUACACAAGGGCAACAUAGUUUGGCCAAGAGAGUUAAUGAUAGAGGCAAAUCUGGAAGAACUGGAAUUUAUGAUUGGGAUGAUAGCCUUGAAGAUGAAGGUGGGGGAGAUAUAUUCCUAAGAAGAAAGGAAGAUUUUUUUAAGAGUGAAACACAUAGGCCAAGGUCUUUGCCUGGAUUCCAGAAGGGCAAGGUACGGAGACAAAAUGAUGAUAAGGAUGAUGAGGAGCAAUUAAGUAUACCUAAUAAAAGAAAGACUGCCAUUCAUUCAGAUUCAAGGUUAGGAUUGCAUCAUCUGAAAUUAAGUGACAAUUCUAUACAAGAAGCAACAAGAAACUUAAAACGGAAUCUUGCUAAGGAGCUGGAUGAACAAGUUAACACCAAUUGUUCUAGAGGAGAGACAGACCCUAGUGCUAAUGCAGAUGCACAAGAAAUGUUAGGUGUAGGUUUAGAUACUCAAAUGGCUGCUGAAGCUAUGGAAGCCUUAUGCAAUGCUGAGGAUAAUGUUGAUCAUGUUGCUAAUAAUUCUGUUCAUGUUACUAGAAGUGGUUUAACUUAUCAACUUAAUAACUCUUCCUCUUCCACUGGUAAAAUGGGGCAGGUUUCAUCAAAUGAACAUUUGGAACGGUAUGACAGGAAAAGAAAAGUCAAUGUCAAAUCAAAAUUACAAACUUCAGGUUUAUCAAAGGAAAAUACUAAAGAAGUCAGACAUUGCAAAAAGGACAAUGUGAUGACAAGAUCGAAGAAAAGUAAGUUGACUGCAGUAGGCAGCCAACCCUCCAGUCCUAAUGAAAAUGGUAGAGUAACAAUAUCUCCAAUAAUUGAACAAAGAAAGUUAGCAGGAGCACUGAAAGAAUAUCAGCUUGGUGAGUUGAAUAAUCCUGAUGGCAAUGCUGGAGGAAGUAGAGGGAGGUUGGUCAAGAAAAGGAAAUUACAGGAUGAUGUUUGGCAUUUUACACCAGUUGCCCGUAGAACCAGAAAGUCCUUAGCAGUGAGAGAAGGGGAUAUGGGGACUGGUUCCCUUGAGAAAAGCGGUGGAGUUGUCCAACAGGUGUCCAAAGCACUGGAUUCUAAAUCUACUGCAAGGUCUUCUGAUCACUUUGAAGUAGAUGAUAAUUCCAAGUUGUGUCAACCUGAGAAAUUGGCUCCAAAGGAAAGUGCUGUUAGUGUUAGUCAUGAUGUCGAAAUGGAUAAAUUAGAUUGUCCUAAAAGAAGGAGAUCUCUUAGGAUUAGGAAGUUGUCUAAUCAUGAUAAAGAAUCUGAGACAUUAGUUGGUUCAUCUAAACCAUCUGCACAACCUGAAGAUAUUGUGAAAUCUAUUGCUGGGAAGAGAAAAAUGAGGAUAGAUUCGGCUGUCAAAUCACAUGAGAAUUGUGGAACUCGCACAUCUUCAGAUGGUGGUUCAGUAAUAUCUUCUGUUGACCGAAAACAAGAGAAAACAUCAGAGCUAAGUUCUGAUAAAGCAAAUCCUAGGGAUAAUACCUAUAAUUUUGAAGCCACCAGUUCAGAUGAAUGGGCUAGAGAGAGGUACAAGUCAUCUGAUUUGGCUUCUGCAACUCCAACUAAUUGUAAGACGCCAGUAAAUGAUGCAUCACCUAUUUGUAUGGGUGAUGAUUAUUACAAACAAUCGUGCAAUAGAAAUCUUUCAAGAUCAUGUCUUCUCAAAGUAUUUCGUCAUGAGCUCCAUAGAGAACUUCGAAGCUUGAGUGCUAUCAGACCAGAGUUAGUGACCCCAUCUAAAGAUUCAAGGAAGAGAAAGGAUAUGACUGAAGUUCGACUUCUUUACAGCCACCACUUGGAUGAAGAUAUUAUUAAGCAUCAGAAGAAGAUUUUAUCAAAGCUUGGAUUUUCUGUGGCAUCCUCCAUUGCAGAUGCAACCCACUUCAUAGCUGAUCAAUUUUUGCGCACAAGGAAUAUGUUAGAAGCUAUUGCUCAUGGCAAACCAGUGGUCACACACUUAUGGAUUGAGAGCUGUGGACAAGCUAGCUGUUUUAUUGAUGAGAGAAAUUAUAUACUAAGGGAUGCAAAAAAGGAAAAGGAGUUAGGUUUCAGCAUGCCAGUGUCCCUAGCACGCGCAAUCCAAUGUCCGCUUUUAGAGGGUCGAAGAGUAUUGAUCACCCCAAAUACUAAACCCAGUAAAGAGAUUAUUUCAAGUUUAGUGAAGGCAGUUCAGGGCCUGGCAGUGGAGAGAGUUGGCAAGUCUGUUUUGAAGAACCAUAAAAUUCCAGAUGAUCUACUGAUCCUAUCUUGUGAAGAUGAUUAUGCCUCUUGUGUGCCUUUUCUUGAAAAGGGGGCAAUAGUGUACAGUUCAGAGCUAUUGUUGAAUGGCAUAGUUACUCAGAAGCUGGAGUACCAUAGGCAUCAUCUUUUUGCAGACAAUGUGAAGAAAACCCGUUCCACCAUAUGGUUGAAAAGAGAUGACAGAACAUUUACUCCUGUGACUACAUGUAAUUAGAGUUGCUCCAUUUAUACUUAAUUUUCCCCAUUAUCGUUUGUAGUUUAGACCAUUUGUAGAUAUUUUCCAAUACUUGCCCAAACCCCCUCCCCCAUGUAAUAUAUUAUUUAUCAUGUAGAAGCCUUUGAAGUAUGCUUUUGCCCCCCUUUCUUUCAAGUCACUUUGCAUCCUUUUGCGAUCGUUUUGUGAAGAUUUUGAUGCUCAUAAGAGCGAGUAUAUAAUCUCACCCCAGUCCUCAAUUGCGCUUGGGUGAUGAAUGUGCUUGAUUGGAUUCGUGUUAUAAACUUCAUUUG